AUGAUAUCAGGCGAAAUGAAGCUAUUGUUAGCUUGCGUUUUUGUUGGCAGUGUGCUGGCCGGUAAGACCAAUCCCUGUCUUUCAUUUUUUUCUUCAGAAAUGUAUUUAAUCGGUACUUGCCAUUGUUUUACUGCAAAGACUCCCAGGUCUUUUAAAAUAGCUAUAACCAAUGUUGAGGGUGCGCGGUAGUGACAUUUUGCUCAGCAAGUAAAUUUUCUUUUCCUCUUUUGUUUUUUGCGGAGAAAACAAGUUAAAAUCUAGUUCCAAGGUGUAAAUUGUUAUCACCGUGAAAAAAGAUUAAAUGUUUGGCAAAAAUUUUCCGCUUCGUUCCCAACAUCAGAGGUGUUCAAUUUCUGCGUUAUGCAAAGUUUGGACUGCACAGGGAAGAGCCAUUUUCUCACUAUGUGUUCUAGAAACUAUUAACUUAAUAGCACUUUUCCUUGAUGUUCCAAAUGAAAAUGAUUUUCUUUGCAGUUCCUGUCAGGAGAAACUCUGAGGAGAACUGCGAGACAGGUACGAAAAAUAAUUGUGACCUUUUUUUACCUACCCAUCGAUUUUGUUUCCCCUGCAGAAGUCAGUUUUCUUUAACCUGGUUUACCUGCACACGAUCGUUUCUCUGCGAGACAGUUAAACAGGCUUUUAAUAGAAAAUGGAUGAGCUGAAAUAUUUUGUAAAGAAACGUCAUUAAUUGCUCUUGCACCUCUGAUUUUUAAGAAGGGUAAAAAAGGGUUUUGAUUCCAUUCUUGCUAUCGUGCUGUCCGGAGGGCAAGUUUUAAAUACCAAAGGCAUUUUUCAGUGGAAUAACAGAGUAAGAGGUGGCUGCGAAAACCUCCAGCAAAAGCAGGCAAAUCGUUUCUGCAAACUGAUAUUCUCUAACACUCGGUUUUCGUUACUAUUGCGGUUUAUCUCUCAAUCUCCCUUUUUGUUCCAAAAAAGCUUUGCUCAUUGUGUACCAUAACCACACUCCAUUUCUAUUGUUCUACUAAAGAGUGUUCGAUUACAAGGAUAAAAAUCUUAAGCCGGUUGCAAAGCGAUAGUCGAUUCAAACAUGCGAUGUAACUUAUUAAAUCCUUUACCGGUUGAAAAUGGAGAAGAGCCCGUUUCCGUCAGGAAUUUUUUCGCGAUCACCUCGAAAGCUUGGACUUCGAGGUUAGUAAAGGCCAUCCUAUCCCCGACCCCCUACAUUGAAAAGUAUGUAGUAUGCACGUGAACACCUCUUAUCACCCAUGCGUUCGUGCAUGCUACCAUUAUCAAUUAAUACCUCCCUCAUUCACUUGAUCAUCUAUUUAAUGAAAAAUCACUUUGUUAAUUGAGAUUUCCGGUCCUUUUGUUGCGGAUAAAGCUGGUGUUACCUUGCUCGCUGGAUGACAAUGCAGAACAAGGUUCGUGUGGUUCACGUGAAAAAUUCAGUGUGCUAUUACAGGUGGUAAACGGAUUUGAGACAUUAGUGGAUAAAAGCAGAUCUGUAUUUUCAUUUCAGCUGAAAUGCUAUCCUUUGGUAUUCAAGGUCACUAAAAGGCUUGCAAAUCUUUGAGCCCUCGACGUUUACUUCCAUUUUCUCAAAACAGAUCAAACGUUAAUCUCAAAAUAAAGCUUCGAUGUGUUUGCUAUUCGUUUCUUUUCUCUUUCGAGCAUCCAUAAGCGAUCUGUCUUUGAUGAUGUGUUGCGGCGUAAAGAUUCGUCUACAGUUUAAAACAAACGAACUAAAAAAUAAAAAACCCUUUACGAAAAAAAAUUAAUCUUUUUGGGGGAGUGUUGGGGGAGGGGCAACCUUUUGAAAACACCGCGAAACCUUCGUUUGACGUCCGUUAUUCUAUAAAGUCAAGGUCAUCCGGCUUAUCGUGUAAAACAACACGAUUAGAAACACAAUCCACAUCCGGCUGCAUUUUACCAAGAACAACGAAGUCAUCUAGCACGGAUAAAUGGCAGCUGCGCUCUUGGAUAAAAGGCGGAAUAUGUUUAUCCCCCAAAGAAAAACAUUCGAGGAUAGGUGGAACGGUGCAUUUUGGUCCUUGUGCGCCGCCUUCAUCCCUGACUUGAGGGAAGGGGGACCUGCGUCCUAUUUUCAUUCUUUCCAAAAUUUUGGGUCAUUUUCGUUGCUUUUAUGAUACUGUUGAAGAGGAAAUGGAGAGGGCAAGGAGGUCGGGUACUCCGAUCCCUUAUAUAAGCCAUGCCGGCAACAGCGUUUACUAAUAAUAGCCAGUCCAAAACCCUCUCACUCUCCCACUUCGAGAGGUCAAAACUAGGCAGAUCAAUCUCAAGUCACUGAUAUGCACAAGUUCUACAUCAGAUAGAACAACGGGCCACUUCUGUGGAAAACAUGGGAAGCCAGUUUUCCGUGUGAGUUUGAAAUUUGAAUUGUGUUUCAAAACUUAAAAAACUGGUUACGCCCUACUGGCUACUUCCAGGAGCCUUUAACCCUGCUACUAGCAGGAAUCGCGUCCAGAUUCUUUGGUUUCCCACUCUUCGGUUGUCAGGCCUCCCUCGGAUUAUAUUCAUGAAAAUGUUCACGUGUCUUGUGUUUAACCAUUAGUUUGAACGCAAAAAGAACGAUUACCUUAUUAUGGAAAAUUAACGCUUCAUGAAAUGAAAUUAACGCGUUAAUUUUAGUCGCGUUAAUUUCUGUAAAAGUUAAUUUCAUCGACGUUAAUUAAGUUUAGCGUUAAUUUCCGCGACCUUAAUUUCCAUGUUGUUGACCCCAAAUUCUCAAUAAAUUCUGACGUUCUUGACACCUAAGAAAAAUGAGUAUUUUAUCGGGCUGGAGAUCCUCCAGCAACAGUGAAACUGUGAAGAACUUGAAGUGGCCAGAUUUCUUCGCUUAACGUUUUAAUAAGGAAAGAAUCACGAACAAAGUUUCCGUUUCGGAUUUUACCGGUUUAAUAUCUUGGUUCCUAUUGUCUCAAAAAGUUUUGUUUCUUUGUGAACGUCGCUUCAAUUUCCUUCACUUUAAAAUGUUUCCCUCUCUUUCGCGUUAAUUUCCUUUUAUUGAAAGUCGUUUUCCACUAAAUUCGUGUUAAUUUAAGUGGCGUUUAUUUCCAAUGCCUUAAUUUCAAAGAUCGUUAAUUUCCUAUAACAAGGUACAUGCGAUAUUGAGAAUCUUUUUCACUUUUUAUUGUCACCUUAUCCAAAUGUCAUGCAAACUAGAAUUUCCCUUAGGUGAUCAUUUCAGUAAUUCUCAUUACCUUUCCUCUUUACCAUGUGUUGAUACGGUUGGGAGAAAACUGAUGCUGGUCACUCUUGGAACUCACUGAAAGGGUUAAAGCUUUAACUCCAAGACCACAUUAUGGAGAGAUUAUUUGUCAUUCUAACUUUUGAAUGUGUGAUGUGUUUCCAUUCAAACACAGGCGAUAAAAUUUGUGAGGUGUUGUGUGACAAGGUCGUUCAGCGGGGGGAUUUGUAUGGGUUUGAAAAUAUAUGUGAGGUGUUGUGUUGCAACGGUCAGGACCAAGAUCAUAAAGGUUGCCCGGGGGAGUACUCCCUUACAAGAGGCCAAUAGGGAUGUGCCGCUAGAUGGGGUCGCAUUUUCACGACUGGAGUGACUAUAAUGGGGUUGCAUUUUCAAUAGAGUUACUAGAAUGGGGUCGAAAAUUUUCGGAUUUUUGGGGUGAGUAGGGAUGCAAAAUGGGAAGAAAAAAUCAGAAAGUUGUUGUUUAUUAAAUUUAACAAUAAGCUCGCAUUGACCGCAUUACAUUCCCCCGCUUGAAACCAUAUUAAUAAGUCAAAAUAAGGUAGAUGUAUAAAUAGAAAGUGACUAAGUUGGGAUCACGAAAAUUACAUUUUCCCAAAAGUGGCUAAGAUGGGGUCUAUAGUUGGCCAAAAAAUAGACUAUUAUGGGGUGCAAACAUCAACCCAAGUCCCCUCCCCGGAAAGGUUGUACGGGAUUGUGACUGAUUUAAUCAGAGAUUUAAUUUUUUUAAAAAAGAAAUAACGCUAAUUUUUGAAUAAAAGUUAACUUACCUUUGAUGUUGUAUUUCUCAUCUUGUAUUCACAUUUUAGCCCCAUUUCGAACUGAUCGUUGUAACACAACACCUCACAAAUGUUUGCAAGCCCAUACAAUCCUUCGGUUGAACGACCUUGUAACACAACACCUCACACAUGUUAUUACAAUCGCCUGUUGUCCACUGAAUUGAGCUUGGGCCGCCUGUGAUUCAAAUAAAACUUCUUUAGCGGAAUUUUGCAAAGAACUACUUUUUGCGAACUUAACAAAACGGUUUUUUUUUGGUAAAUUUUUACUUUGGUCAGCGGGAAGCGGGAGUAAAGAGGGAAGUGAUAACUUCGAAUUACAAAAAGUCCAAAAAGAAGUGUUUAUCCAAUAUGCUUGACUGUGUAACGGUACUGUGUAGACAUUUAUAUAAGUGCGUGACGUCCGUGCGUGACCUUUCUUCUAUUUCCACCAUUAGUCAAACCACUUGAAGCUUAUGUGUCAUUGCGAUUUCUUCUUUGUUUACUAAACCUGACCUUUUGCUAGCACUAUUAAGUAUCUUAACUCCAAAAGAAAGAACUUUUUCAAAAGGGAACCCAGAGAACCUAAUUCUUUUGAAAACUCAAGAGUUUAACUUUGGCCCCGGUUUUUUUUUUAAGUUGCAAGCCAAGUUGUACUUUAGGCAGUAAAGGGCAACAGAUUCUCUGGAAAUAUCUUUAUUUCAAAUGUGUGUUUUAGGGUUGUAAAGUUUUACUAAAAAACUGAAGAGUGUCUUAGUUUUCAGGGGUACCCGACGGGAAUAUAGUUCACAACAACUUAAACAUAGCAUUGUUGAACGUAUUUUAGUAUUUAAACGGGAUUGGCUGCCUCUUCUAGGAUUUUCAACAUCUAAAAAAUGGUAUAACUGCCCAUUUUUAAGGAAUUUUACCCUAAAAAGGUCACCUAGAAUUUUCGGGAGCCUUUUUUGGGGCUGAAAUUUUCGAAAAGGUAAGUUUUGAUCCCUAUAAUUUUCGGAUCACUAGACUUAAUCAGCUAGGAAAUUUGAACAGAUGAACCGAACAGAUAUUUUCCAAAAUUGACGAUGGGUGCCUGUGAGUUUUCCUCUUCGUAUUACGAAAGAUUUUAAGCGAAGCGUAUGAUUAGGCCUAAACUUUUUUUGGCAACUCUACCAUGAAGACGAACUUUGUUUGCAACACUAACAUAAGAAAUCAGCUCUCCAUCAGUUAAAUAUUUUUUAAAUAAUCUAGACACUCUGUCUUGCUCUCUUUCUUCACCUUUACGUCACUUUUUCGUUUCCAGGCCAGACGCGGUUUUUUCCUAACACCAGGUACAUCUAUCGUUAUGUUGCUACCAGCCUGACUGGAGUAACUGGAACAACCAAUGAGAUCACUGGUCUUAGGAUCGAGGCUAAAUGCGAGAUCGAGGCCUCCUAUUCGUGCCAGCGUAUACUCAGGGUUUGUAUGUUUUCAGCUUUGUUAGUUUAGUCUUUAAUGUUAUUUUUGUCUGACUACUUUUUUUUUUCGGUAUUUUAAUAGUUGGGUGGUAAGAGCAUCCGGUAAUCUAAUCCCCCUACGGGGAGGAAUGCAGAGAUACUCUGCCCUGGGGGCCAAACCCUUUCCUUUGAUGUACGACUUUUGACCAACAAAGUAUUCUUUUCUUUUACUUUCCAUAAUACGAUACCCUUUAUAUGCCCAUAAAGACGUUUAAGCUAACUUGUAGCUGACUUUAUCUGACUUUUUUAUUGAUUAAAUUAAAAGAACUUAAAACAGGCGCGCCUCUUUGAGACCCUGAAAAACCACAAGUAAACGGCAUUUCGCUUGGUAUUUUUUAAAUAUCGCAACUCAUUGAAUCCCUUGUUGCUUGAGAGCCUUCAUCCCUGUAUAGUCCACUAUAGGACAUAUUAUCCUGACGCGGCCAUAUGGAGCUUUCUUACAGUGAUUUCAGAUCUGAAAUAACAAAUUAGGUUUAACUUAGUUAAGCAUGAUCUAGGUAUUUUCAAAACAUUGACAGCGACCCGAAGCUAGGAACAUUUGACGCAGCUUGUGAAAUGUACGUUCCUUUAUAACUUGAGUUAAGAAUUAUAGUGUCAUAAUUAAUAUUUUUUUCUUUGGUGCCUUAGCAUAUUUUCUUUAUCAUAGACUAUGUUGUGAGGCUUGCACGAAAGCGUAAGAAUAUACCGCAGUCGAUAAAAUCUGUUUUACACUAGCACUGCUGAUUGAAGCCAUUAUUUGAUCCGUCAUUUGUUACUGGCGCAAUUGUCCGAUAUAAUCACUCAUCAUUUCACUUUGAAGUCCUUGAAGAGCUGGAAUAUUAAACACGAGAAGAUAAUUUCUAAUAAGUUCUAACAACUGCAUUAUAUCCCUUCACAGGUAUCCGAGGUGAAAUUAUUGGAGGCGACACCUGGUAAUGAGACCAAGUUUCAGCCCUCUCCAAACCAGGAGAGCUUCAAGAAGGAUGUUGAGGCAAACAGCCUGUUGUUUACGGAAAACAACCGCCGCUUCGAGGUCGUCGGGCCACACAUCUCUGAACCUCUGUAUGUAACAAACAUCAAACGUGGUAUAUUGAGUGCUCUUCAGCUGCAGUCCGUAGAGGAACAGCAAAAAGUUUUCACAGAGGUACUUAAUCAUUUUCUUGUGAACCCAUGUCAUCGCUAGAAUUUUGCAUGAGAAUCGUACCCAGUGGCAAAGGAAUAUGGAAAGGCAACUUAAUGCGCGCAAAGGCGCUUGGGAAGGAGCCUCCCUUUCUUUGUUGCACCGCGAACUCACUAAAUCUUCGCCACUAAUCACAGCGCGAAUACAGAGAAGCGACUGGGUGCGAGUCUGAUUUUACAUGCCGAAGGCACUAGAAUGCCCAGUACCGAGGGGAACACACUUCUCUAAGUGUACCCACUACUAAAAAAGGAUUGUCUAAGGGUGCUUUCCAAUUGUGAGAACGAACCUGCCGGAACAUUUCCGUCAUGAUGAGAAUUUCACUUUUAAUCAAACUUUUUCCGCCAGAUCAGUCAAAAUCUAAAUAGUAUGCCCGAAGGAAGCAAAACCUCUUAGGUAAAGCCUAUUUCGUUGUCAAAAUGACUGGUCCGGCCAUGGUUCGGCUGGCUAGUUCUGAGCCCCCCAAGAACCUUCAAGAAUUCCGUUCUAGCUGUCUUCCAUAUAAGUGGUCGUACUGUCGGGUUUUUUCCAAAUAAGCAAAGGUGAAACAAACUUUUACGUCACAUUAAAAACUGACCAUGAGUACUUCUUGUUUUCCUCACGUUAGUGGUGAAAUUACAGCGUUUAAACCACAAUCUGAAACUUAAGAAUGACCGCAUCUAACAUGAUAUGAACACUACUGUGGGGAUACCGCUCAAUAUAGCAUUGGAGGGAUAAGGCGAUAAAAAUGAUGCCGAUUCUCCUUAUUACAGAGUACAACAGGAUUGUAAAAUGUCAGCAAGGUCUCCCUAGGACUUUAUUUGCAGUAGGGUAUAGCCUGAUAUAUAGUUUUCAGGUUUUUGUAGUCAGUUAGGUUCACUUGGAAGAAGAUUAUCCAAUCACAACUUUUUUUGGAUCAAAACAAAAGAUUCUCAAGUUUUUUUUGAAAACGGACCAACUGUGCAACCGUUAUAAACUUAAAAGCUCCUAGAACUUACAUAACCUCUCAGGAAACAGCAUUCAUGAAUGUUAUUGGUCCUUUUGCGAAAAAACUUGAGAAAGUUCUGUUUUCAGGAAAUCGUUGUGAUUGGAUAAUGUUCUUCUAAGUGCCCCCGCGCCUGUUCGAGUAGUCACUCUGUACAGAGGUCUAGUGUGAUUACUUAUUUCACUGAGUACAGGUAACCAUUCGUUUGUUCCAUUUGCACUGAUAAACAAGCAAAUUAACGAGCCCUAUUUUGUCUAUCAGGUCGAUGUAUCCGGUAACUGCUCAACUGAAUUGAAGAUCAUCGGGGAAUCUGACGAGGGAGACAAAGAAAUCCUCAAGAUUAAGAAUCUAUCUCAAUGCACCAACCGAACGCACAACAUCACCAAGCUCAACCCAGUCCCGUACAACGUGAACUCAGUAAGUACUCAGUCCCCUUUGUAAUUCUCCCUUCAAUCUCUAACUCAUUUUAACCCUUUAACAUAAUUAUGUACCAAAGGACCCUCCUUGGGUAAACUCUCUCUCCAGUUCCCUGGUUUGGCCCCUGAACUGUUUCAGUGCUUUUUACUUGAAGUAGUUGUCGUGACUUUAUUUUUGCGGAAGCCUGCAUUUAAUGUACUGAUUUUUUAACCGUUAAAUCCCAGUUUUUGUAACCUGUGGAGCGUUAAGGAAUUGUACUAGGCGUGAUUCUCUUCAACUGACCUUCAACGUGGAUCAAAACGUGCAGUUCUGAAGAUUAGUCUUUCAUCUAAGCGGUGUAAAGUUAUAUCAAAUGACUUGGAAUAUGAGACUCACUUACGUGAACAGUAGCUAUACAAAUUUCCCGGACUCAAGAAAGUUUUUACAUGAAAAAAGAGGUCAAGCCCCACAUGACUGAUUUGUUAAACCAACAUGGCCACCUUUUCACUGUUUUGUGUACACCAAUAUCGUGACGUCAUGUAAAAACUUUCUACAUACAAACACCUUGACGGUGACGGGUCUAGUGUGUGAAACUUGCCGUGCCUCUUGUUUUUCAUUUUUCUGUGUCUGAAGAUCAGAUAAGAGUACAUAGCUAAGAGUAAAUAGCUCUACUAAUUCUUUGUUUUAGAAAGCAAAAGUUGAUGACUUGUUUCUAAUUAAGCACUCCCACUUUCGUUUUUUAGACCAUUCAAGGUCCCCUUAACUCGACCAGCUUCUGCCGUUACAUUGUAAACUCCCACGUAAAGACCGUAGAAUGUAACGAAAUUCAUCUCCUGAGACCUUUCAGCUAUAAGGGAGCUGGUGUCAUGACUAAUGUCACGUAAGUGUUUAUUGUGACGCUUUGAAUUCGCGUAGCAUUACAGUUGUUAGUGAGAUGGCUUGAUUAUCCCUGUUUCAUCAGUGCUACACGUUAGGACAUUGGAACUUCAGAUAUAUCACUGUAACUAGGGUACGUUUAUAACUGGGUUUAGAAAUGUGGUCCGUUAUGCGGGGAUUCGUUAUAUAAAAUAUCAUCCUCAGUUUGUUACGUUUCAUCGGGAGCUGGCGUGACAACGAUUGUUACGCAAGCAUACUUAGUGUAACGCUUUUCAAAUCCUUCUUUCUUUAUUUUUAUUUUAUUUUAUUUGCCACACAAUAAUAGAAAUUACAAAUAAUAUAGGAAAAGUAGAAAAAAAAGUAGCGAGGAGACCUAACAGAAACUGUAGGAGCUUUUUAGAGGUUAGGCCUCCUCGAACUACGGGCUGAAGAAAAGAUGGCGAAAAGACGAAGAUGGAAAGAUUUAUGAACGGUUUUCAUAUUUACUUAAUAAUUUAAUCUUCAGUAUUUUCUUAAAAGAGGAAAGGGAUUGAGAAUUGCAAAUAUGUUCUUAUUUCAUUACUGAUACUGCCUUGAUAUUGAAUGACUGUACAGUUUAGCAAUUAUCUAAUUGAUAUGGUAAAUGUAAUUGCAGGAUGAAUUUGACGUUAGAGGAUGAAGAGUGGAACUCGAAUUUUUUCUCGAGCCCCGACUGGACCGGUAGGAAUAAAACUAUUAGUCUUAUAGUAACAAUAACCCAUUCACCCGCCUGUAAGGUGCGAAUCCACGUCCCUUUUGAAGCGCUUGUGACGUCAUGAGUUUUAACGUCACAGAGAACUUUGAUAUCAAACUUGUGCUGGGGUUAAGAGAUUUUUCACCCGAAAUAACACAGUUCAGUCAAAUAGUUCGGAGAAAAACACACACGCACACACACCCAAAACAUGUAAAGCUGACUCGACACAUCCAACACAUUUCUUGUUCCAGAACCCACGUGCACUAGAUUUCGUAUAAUCCUACGAUUCUGAAAGUUUUCCAAAACCUUUUCCUACCAAAGGGAAGCGUAGUAAAUGCCCAGCAAAGGAUAAAAGCGAAAUUAAUAAACCCAACUAUGAAGACCGCGAAGUGCUCGACUUAUAAACAGCGUUUUGGGCCCUGAUGUCGACAAGAAAACGUCUCGACUACAUUGUAGCUUCAAAGGUAAAAUUUCCAGGAGCUAAUGGGCUUUUCGAACCAGUUCAGGUCUUUGACCUUAUCUUUAUUCAACAGAGCAUCGGAAGUCAUGCCUCUUAUACGAGCAAAGCGUCCGGAAAGACGAGGUAUCCGAAACAGUUAACGAGAAUUCUCAGCACGCAAAAGCUCUGCUCGAAGAGUUGGUCACGGUCCUUCCAAUCAACGAAAGCAAACCUAUCACGGCAAUCAAGUUCACCAACCUUGUUUUCGCGAUCCGGAAACUGGAUAGGAGUGCGCUGAGGGACGUGUGGACUACAUUUUACAACUGCAAUGACCUUGAAACAGUUCUCACAGACAAGCAGUGCAAGAAAGCCCAGUAAGUUUCUGUGUGAUCCUAAAAGACACCAGUCUACGUGGAAGGCGCAAAAAGGGGGACAGGGAGGGGAGAAUUCCCUCGCCAUUUUGACCUUUUCUGCACUACCCCAUUCAACGCCUGCCACGCACAAAAUGAAAUAAGCACGGGUGACGGAGAGAUCUAUCGUUUGCUCGAGAACGUUUAGGUUUAAACUUGCUUUUACUCUUUCACUGCCAAUCUUAACAUAUUCCAACAGGCCAAUCAUAUGAUUGCAUAACGUUUUUUGCCUUAGAGCUAUUUAUUUCCAUUGCAAUAACUAAACGUUUUUGGAUAAGUCUAGGUGGAAUAUUAUCGCCCUGGUGAGUGUAUCCUUAGCGUUUUAAUGGCUUUAAGGUGGUGGUCACUGCGCAAAGAUUUGUGACGAGUGCGUUAGUUAUAUCAGUUUUUAAAUGUGACACUGCCUUUUCCAUAUUUAUUCAUGUGCUGUACGGCGUGCUGUAGACCCAAGAAAAAAGAGAAAAAAGAAACAAUUUUAUCAGGAUAUACCUGUCAGGAAAUGAAAUAAAGUCACUGCAUGUCUUCCCUUAUUUCAGGUCGUACGUGAUUGACGCUAUCACUCAAUGCGGGACUGUGCAGUGUAUGCAAUAUGUUAUCGAGGCAAUCCGGGACUAUGAUCAAGUACAACCUGAAGACGUGACCGCCUUAUUGUCUGGCAUGAGUGCAGUCCGCAAACCAUCGCCGAUGCUCUUCAACGAAGUUUUGGUAAGUAUGUACUUCAGUGUUUAAAGUUAUUGUAGUUUCUUCUUUCACAGCCUCUUUCCCUCGUCCAUAAACGGACUGGAAAACCACAUUCGGAUCAACUAAGAAAAACUGUUAUUAAAACGAUGUAUUACUUGAAAGUAAACACUUUCCCUAGAGUGCCUUUUUCUUAAACCUCAAAUUUUAUAUCAUAAAAUACAGAAGAGUUGCGGUUAGUUCUUGCCCAGUCCCUGCACGGGUGACGUUGGCCGAGCUAAUUUGGCCAAGGGACUAAGCAAGGUUAGUUCUACUUUUUACUUGUUGGCGAAGAGGUUUAAUUUGAUAAGUCAUUUCACAUGUCAAAAGUUGGAGCUACAUUACUUGUCUUCACGAUUGUUUGUCGAAUUGAAGGAGUAAAAUGUUUUUCCUUUCACUUUUAAAAAAGUCCCUCGCAUAGCUUCUUUCAGUUGUAAAUGAAUUUCGAAUGCUUAACACUACAUUGACUUUGAUGGCAUGUCUGUUUAGGAUCUGCUGGAACAAAAGAAGGAUCUGCCCAAAACUAUGUUGCUGUCUCUCGGUACCACGAUCAGAAAGUUUUGCGAUCAGGAGCCACAGCAAUGCACAAGCGAAUCUGUAAGUUGUAAAUUAAAAUUUAAAGUUCGUUUUCUUUUACUGAAGACUGCAUAGGAGAUCAUUCUGAGAACAGAUAAAGAACUAUCAGAAGGCUAACGAAAGUUGUAGGAAGCGUGCGUGAAAGAGCCUGCCGAACUGUCAUUUCCAAAUUUUAUGCACGGAAGCUUAGAAACUUAGGUUUACCCCAUUAAGCAAGUACAAUAAUUAUCUACCCAUCCAAACUGACUACCGAAUGAUGUAUAAAAAGCUUUUUACACUAUAUUUCGUUUUGACAAUUUUCACAAAGGCGUCGACAAUUUCGCAAAAAUAACUUUGAUUUACCAUUUUGCGAAUUUCUUCUUAGGACACUGAGGUAAUGGAUGCAGUAGACUUUCUUGAGAAGCAACUCCCAAAACACUGCGAUGCUACUCCUGAUACGGUUGAUGACCUCAUUAUAAGCCUUAAGGCUAUCGGCAACGCUGGGCGCAUGAGAUCCAAACCAGUCAAGCUUGUGGAAUGCUCACAGGGUGCUAAUUAUCUCAAUGUUUCCGUGGUUGCCAUAGAAACCAUCCGACGCCUCCCCUUCUGCGCGGUAACGCAGAAAACUUUGAGGAGAGAGGUGUUUGGUGAUUACAGAAAGGACCCGGAGGUUCGGCUACAGGCGUACCUGGCCUUGAUGAUGCAUCCCUCUGAGCUUAUAGUGAAGUAUGUAGCAGAGGUGCUGGACGAAGAAGUCAACGCUCAAGUUGGCGCUUUUGUGUUCUCCCAUCUCAAGCAGAUGAACGAGUCUGUUGAGCCUACGUACGGAAAAAGGUAGGCGCAUAGCACCACUAAACAAAUAGAACAAAAAUCUCCAUUAUCGCCACUCUUAAGGAUCAGAAAGUGAAGUCAAAGUGUUCAACGCUCAAGCAGAACUCUAAGCCUUAGGCCACUGGUUUCACCGUAGAGUCUUUGUGGCCACUCAAAUCCAAGAAUGCGUCCUUUUUGCCAGCUGAAACACUCCGUUAAGAGAACACGAAAGGUGGUUUGCUUUGGUGAGGAAGCCCUCCUUAGUUGACUUUAAAUAAAUCCUGAAAACGAGAGAAAGACAGCUUUUUCCUGAACCAUGCUCCGUGAUAACGGAGAAAAAUAUUAAUGUGGAAGGUCUGCGUUUCAUUUAGGGUCAAAAACGUAAAGUUUGAACUUUCGUGGUCUUUUUCAUAAUUAAUCUUUCCUACUUCUCCCCUUUUCUUUCCUUUAGACUUAGUGAAAUGAUCAAGAGCGCUUUGAAGGAGCGUAAAACUCCUCUUCGUGAAUUCAACAUCACAUCAUUCAAGUCCCGUUUUAUGCAAAGGAGUUAUUUAAAUGGUACGUUUCUGGAACACUGGAAAAUAUGUUUUUAGACUCAUUUUGUCUUUCGUUUUACUCUUUGAGUGCGGAAAGAAAGAAAUUGUUUUUGUUACUGUAGUAAUGUUAUAUCUCAUAGUCGCAUACUUACGACGUCCGCACUCGACCACAUCACGUUUGCGACACAUUUUUAUCGUGUACAUGUACGUUAAGUAAGAACUUGUUCUAUGGCUCAAUCAUCAAUGACAGCUCGAGUGCACUCGCAUGCGGAGUCACGUGCUACACAUACACCUAUGCUCCUCGCAUCUACCGGGGAUUGUCACAGAUCUUGCUUUCCUUUGUUAACCAUUCUAUUACUUUUUUAACGUUUUCUUGCUGCUAUAUGAACUAUUGCCUUGUAUUUGUAAUCCCGUCCUUACUCUUCUACAGAGGAAAGCAAUCUUGGAUUCAGUAUGGAAAGCCACGUGUUCUAUCACCCCGAAAGCCUCUUACCCCGAUCCGCAGAACUGAACGUUACUCUUGACAUGUGGGGUGGAGCCUUUCCUGUUGUGGAGACCAGUACGCGGCUUGAAGGACUAGAGAUCAUCUGGGAAAAACUAUUUGGACAUAAAGGGUACUUCCCCGAUAACCACAUCCGAGGACUUGUGCGGACACCAGAGGAACAAGAAAACGCAAUUAAGAAAUUGGAAAAGAGAAGCACAGACAACGUCCUUGAUUUUGAAUCACUAGAUAACAAGGUGAGAGUUAAUCGUUCCCAAGGUUCUCUCCUAUUCGUCCCCCGGGGGACGAGUAUGAGAGGACCCUGGGAACGAGGUUGGGUGAGAGUCACAAGUUUUAGUGUUGCCGUAGUGAUGUAUUAUUUGGCUACUAAGAUUCGGCUGAGUUGCGCAAGGAAGCGAAACACAAAACAAGGGAUGGUGCUCACAAUAGCUUUUAUUAACCGGGUGAUUGUGGUGUCCGUACACAGGCAUCAAAGAUUCUACCUUGAACAACUUUGUAACACGUUCGACGGCAAUGAGCAGCGCGUUAGUUUUCAGUUAAAUGUUUAUACUGUUGUAUUCAAAAGACCACUUUCUUCUUUGGACAAAUCUAAAUAGUGUUAUCGAUAUUUGUUAAGUCACGCUUACGUAUUUUGUCCCCAAGGCAAAAAAAACUGCAUUUUGCACUUCAGCAAAUCUUACAAGUAGUGAUGUUUUGCGUAAUGUACAGGUAAAUCUGCGGACUAUGACUCCAAGCGCUCUGCUGUCCCUGAAACUCUUUGGUAGCGAACUCAAUCUAUUCACUUUGAAAGACCUUCAAUGGCUUGAGGAGGAUGAUAUACCGCUGGCCGAUAUUAUUGAUUUACUGAGAGCCCUUUCUCGAGGAAUCGACAAAACCUACACGAAGAGCGUUUUGUUUUUGGAGGAGAGUUAUGUCGUUCCAACUGGCCUUGGAAUACCGCUAAACCUUAGUCUCAAUGGCACAGUUGUCAGCAGUAUGCACGUGCAGGGUAAAGCUGAUUUCUUGAAUUUGUUUUGGGGAAAGAAGAGUGCAGUUGUCAAGGGAACCAUUAAACCAAGGUAAUCCCUGAAGAAAUGCCUCAUUGAUCUACGUGUGCUGUGCAGUUGCUUUCUCGACGCCUUUCCUCGAAAUUACCUUUUUUGUAAAUGUGAGAAAUAACAGAAGUACCAUCGCUUUUUGAGAAGAGGAAGAUAUAAUGUUUUUCUUUGGGGGUGUUCACUUAGGAAUUGUCCUGGCAAACAGCGUAGAUAACAAGCAAAACAAAACCAAAUUCAAAGAACUGGAAAUAGUGUAUGUUGCCAAAAGUGACCAUUAAUAGUAUUCAUGAGAAUAGACCCCAAAACUAAAUCAUUUGGAAAACGCAACGAGCUAUUAAUCUUUAGAUUGUCUGUCGUACGUUUCAAAAUAGGUAGCAAUCAAGUAAAAAGUUUCAAUAAUGGCACGUAAGAAAGGCAGAGGACAAGUAGAGGUAUAUUGUUUUUUGUCUGUUUCUUCCUUCAGCGCUGCCAUCGUACUUUCUGGUAAGCUUACUUUGGAUGCUUUCCACUGCUCUUCUGGUGUACUGCUGAAUGAGUCGAUCUCCACCUCCACCGAGAUGCAAGGCAAUGUGACUUACAAUGAGAAAGAUGGACUAAAGUCACAUUUCAAUGUCACUGAAAAACCACAAGAAAUCUUAAACAUCACGUAAGAUUAAACUAUGGUUUUACCUAAAUGAAGUGACAUCAUUGCUAAUUUUGCGUUUUAUUCGCCGGAGAUUCGUUUUGUCUCCUGUUUUUCUUUUUUGUUUCUUUUUCAUUAUUAAAAGUUUACUGAUGCUCUAAUAUACGAGUCAAAUUGCGUACAUGUUCACUGUCAUAAAAAUAAUGUACUGUACAUAAAGUCAUUUCUUACUUAUCCAAAAAAAGUGUCAUUUAACAGGACAUGGAGGAGAUAUGAUUAUAUACACAGUAUGCGUAAAAUUCAGCUAGCUAAUGAUAACACUUGCGGACAUUUGUCUCGGUGUCUGGUUUAUCUUGGGCAUUGCAGAGUUUCUUUUAUCAAAAGUUGACGAUGGUCAUUCUUUAGCUGCGUAACUAUUUAUACGUUAACCACAAGGUAUUCUUUAUUUUGUUGCAGAACUGCUCUUUUCCAUCACAUUGAUGACGUUAAAACCCCAAUUCUUGGUGUUGAACAUCGCAACACGGUAUGUGCUUGCAACUUUACAUUUUCACGAUUGUAUCGGUUUUAAAUCACUUGUAUUGUUCAUGAUAACUAUAUGUUUUUGUGAAGUCAAUCGGUUUGUUGCUUUGCUUUUAGACGCUCAUAUUAUUAAAACCUCUCACGCCAGUUUGGCAGUCAGCUUCGCUGCUAGAGAUAAAAGUGUAGAACCAGAGUUGACUUGUUCGCAUGCGUUCCGUGCUUAUGUUGGCUUGUGGUAAGCCGACGUUAUCACAUGAAAACCUGUCGAUACAGUUAUUGAGAUUAGUCAGUUGUAAUUUCUGUGAUUUCCGUUUUCCUCUCACACCCUCUAAAAUGUCCUUCGUGCAAAAUACCAUUCACGUUUUACCACCCAAAAAUAUUGCCAAAAUAAUAAUGAUCACUUUGCUUUUCUUUUUCUCCUAAGACUGGCAUAUGCACCACAGACGUCUUCAAUAGCACCAGACUUUUUGGUCUGAACCUCUGCUCGAACAUCUCUAUUCCAGUGGCUUGGUACAACAAAACUACUCCUUUUUUCCCACUCACCGGCCCUGCGAACUUCUCCAUUUACCUUAACAAAACAGACCCAUUGCUGACCCACUUCAAACUUGAAUUCAACAACACCAAACUGGACGAAUACACGAACAAGACGAUCCUCGCAAUCAGCAGUCCUGGGGCAUCCUUCCAGCGCAAAUACUACUGCAACGUCACCGUUAACCAAACGGAAGAGCAGCAUCGUUUCAACAUCAGCAUAGGAACCCACCAAGAAAAUGCGACCUCGAUCGACUUCAUCCGAGUACCCAUUUCCCAGGCUGUGAACAUCACUGUGAAUGUGACUAGCAAUUUGACCGCGUUCUACUUCCACCGCAAGUGUCACCUGACUCAUAAGAUCAAGUAUGGUCUUGCGCUUAACUUGACUCUUUUCAACCGAUCUCUAAGCCAUUCUUUCUUCGUUCAGAAUGACACUCAUUUGUGGCACUUGGAGACCAAUACCACUGUGAGAAAUACUACAGACAAUGCAACCAUUUCUGCUUUAUACCUCAACACCACCCUCAACCUCAAUGGUAACAUGACAGGGAACGUAACUCUAAACGUUACGUAUCGCCCAUUGAACCUGACGCUGUUUCUACGUGGGCUGCAUAACAUGACCGCCCUGAGCACUAAUGUGACUUGGAACGUGAGUUGCCCAGUCUGGAGCACACCGAUCCUGAACAACAACGUGACCAUCAACGUCACUUACGUGAACACCACCAACGAGUACAGGACCCAUGUCAACGUUUCUAGCAAUGGCACUCAGGUGUUGUCCUGCUACAAGGCGUAUAUAAACUCCACGGAGAGGAACGUCACGGGUUAUUACUGCAACGUCACCGUGCUUAACAAGACGUCUUCGCUGAAUGUGACUGUAACAAAUGCUACAGGCGGCAUCAGGGUUUGCCAUUUAAAUGUCACGCACCAGAACAGAUCCAUCACUUUGAACACUACCUGGAUGUACAACGAGCUGUUUAGAAAUGUGAGGUUGAACAUAACUUAUUUGAACCACUCCAUCGUCCUGUCUGGCUCUUUAAAGAACAGCACCCUCGAGAAAGGGAUCUGCUUGAACAGCACUUACUAUAAUGGCACACAAUCGAACUUGACUAUCUUGGCUACUUGCUUAAGCUUCGUUAACACAACGGAACAGAAGUCGUUGAUUUUUAAUGUAACCAGCCUGAAUACAACUGCUACAGUGAACACUACGUGGUUUGAAAAUUCCACUGCUAGAGGAAUACUGGUCAACUGCACCUAUCUCAACCAAACGGUGUUCAAUCUCACUGCCACUUACUUUAACUCCACCACGACCAAGAAUCUGCACUUCAAUUUCUCCAUGGGCAAUUGGACUGCAGAACUGAAUCACACUUUCUUUACAACUGAACUGCUUCAUGAGGUCGAUCAAAUCCGCAGUAUUAACAUCACGCACCGUGUCAGAAACGGCACACGCGUUGUUGUUAACAACACUUUUACUUUCACUUUCUUUAACACCACAGCCAAAAAGGACAUCGUGUUUAAUUUCACCUUCUCGAACCGAACCUUCGGAGCCCAGUUGUCAUUGGUGAACAAGACCACUGCAGAAUUACUACACCACAUUAUCAACAUCUCUUUGUACACACCUAACCGAACAAUCAGCUGGGUCGGUGUCUUGCAGAAUUCAAGCAAGGUGUUCAACCUCACGUCUCUCGUCAACCUCACAUCCGAGAGUGUUUUGAAUCACACCAUCGUUUGGAACAGGGAACUUCGCCACGUCAAUGUCUCUAUCGACAUCCUUCCGAACGUGACUGUCAGCUUCAACUGCUCAGGCACCUUUAACUCAAGCAUUAAUGUUACGGCUAAUGUCACUGUCUACAACCAUACACUUCUGUGGCAAGGAUUUGCCAGCAACUCGAGCGUUGUCUCCAACUUGACAAUGUGGAACCGAACCAUCGAGUUUGUUACAAGGACCUGCAACGUUUCCCAUAGUGCGUUCUUCAAUCUUAGCACGUGGCACCACUUCAACAAAACUGCAUUCAAUGGAUCGAUCAGUUUCUACAUCAACGCCACAGAGAGGAUUUCCUACUUCAAUGUCUCGGCACAGAACGUAACAUAUUCUUGGAAAAUGUUCUCGCAUAACGAAACGCGCGUUAAUAACACCAUUUACAGGAUUAAUGGAUCUGAGAUUUACACGGAGUGGAGUAGAGCGACCUUGGGAGACUUCUUCAUCUACGACGUGCUCAAUAUGACAUCGGUGAGAAGUUCCUGGCAGGCUUUAAACAAUGUCACCUUCAAUAUUCCCACCAAACUGGCAAAUAUCACAUUAAAUAUGACAUUGGAUGGAGUAAACAUGACGACGUUCCGAACCUACUUUAAGUACGUGUUAAAGAACAUCACCCAAGAGCUGCUUGUGUGGAACUACACCACAGAGAAUAUCACAGAGAACUUCUUCAACCUCACAAGACAUCUUCUAAACGUCACAUCCCGCAGCAUACCAGAUGUUACUGCCGAUCACUACAGGUAUUUCCACAAUGACAGCAACAAACUCAACUGCACUCUCUUCUACAAUAACCUGGCAUACGCAACCUUCAGUAUUCAGAAUAGCGAUGUCAGCUUGGCAAACAUUACGGAAGAGCUGAUCAUCAUCUUGCAGAACUUUACUGAUCAUGUUAAUACCACAGCCGUCCUCGGGAAUAUCACGAACUUGGUAAGGAACAUGUCUUGGUACGACCAGACCUUCGAAACCUAUAUUUACAAUCUAACCAUUUUUGGAAGAAACAUCACUCAGAACUUUACCGCCUGGUUGAACUGGACCGUCAGCGAGCUUGGAAAUUUGACAUUCGCCAACAGAACCGUCAAUUGCUAUCUGAGAGAUUACCUGCCUGUCGUUCACAAUCUAACCAUCGAGUUACUAAACGGUACUGUCAAUUUCACAGACACCCUGUUAAACGUUAGCUUGGUUUUCAGAAAUUUCACUCACAAUGUCACGGAGUACUUGCUCAAUGUAACACACCCUAUGCUGUAUAACAUCACCCGGCAAAUACUCGUGAAUAUUACUGGCUAUGUGAACAGCUCUUCUUUCCUCGGCGGAGUCGUGUAUCCAGUCUGGCAGAAUUUCACAGAUAUGUUUAACAUUAGCGUGUUCAACUUCACCCACGAACUUCUCCACAACUUGACCAUCUGUAAUACAUCGUUGGAGUGGCUCCUUCCUGCCCUUCAUUACCCAGUCAAUAUCAGCCUGUCGAUACAUAACUAUACAGCUAAUACGACUUUGUAUGCUGCCAUCGAGGGUCUCUUGAACAAAACCCUAGAACUUUACAACAUCACUGUGCGUACGACAGCUUGCCGUGUGAACAGAAGCCAUGAAUUACUCGUUAAUGUGACUGACUUUGUUCUCUUGGUCCUUAAUGAUACUGUGAACGUCCUUAAUGUUACGGUUAAUAAGACAACGCAGGAAAUCAUUGAGCUUUACAUUAACCGCACUUAUAAUAUGACCCAUCAGCUCUUCAACAUGACUUUGCAGUUGCUGACUUCAACAAACUUCAGCAAACCGCUGAAUGAGACAUGGGAAAUGCUGAACCUUACAACACAUUUUAGCAACUGGACUCACUGGUAAGAUAAACCAGAUAAACACGUAAAUUAUACCUCAAAAUUGGUCAUUCAUUUGGGGAAGGUUUUAAAAUUGAUAUACUCAACGUUAAAUUUUAAACCGCCAGGUAAACAUAGCUAACAACAUCAGGUCUUUGACUUGAGUAUUUCUCAAACUACUUGAGAGAAUGCUUAGUUGCUUUUUUCGAAAUAUUCUGAGAAACCCAAUGUUGUUGGAAGAAAUUGUUAUGGUGAGCCUAGGUCCAUACACAGAGGAAAAUCUACCAAUGGCCUUUUUAUUUUUGUACUGCUUCAAAAUUAAACAAUUCUUUUUUGAAAAUAUAACAUUCACAUUUCUUUUUUUUUCUUCUUUUAGUAUGCCAUGGAUGCGCCCUGCCCUCAAGAAGUGGAACUCGACCAUGUUCGAAAUAGUCAGCAUCAUGCGAAACCACAGCUGGCAAAACUACACGCGGCACUAUUUCCCUCUGUUGGUGAAUUAUACGACUAGGCCAAUAACGAUGAAUAUUUACCUGAUGGCUUGGUUCCUCAGGAACUUCCCAUCCAAUACCACUGUCACCAAUGAAACGAUGAUCAGCACUUUAACAUAUCCUCUCUUCUUGCGACUAAACUAUACUCAGUUUUUCCUGAAUGUCACCAAUGCCUACAUGAACCUUACGGCCAAGACCCUGAAUUUCACAAGGAACAUGACGGAAUUAUUCUUGAACAGGUAAUGGAGAAAGCCUUUAAAAUAGACAAAGUGGCAAAAAACCGGGGAAAAGCAGGAGUAACGGCCGUUAUAUUUUUAACAAUGUUCUAAACAUUUGGAAGAAGGGUUCACUAGAGUCAAGCACUCCUGAGUGGUACACGUAUUGUGCCAAUCGGUCAGCCUUAAUGAUCAGGGGAAGAUAAGGUUAAGGUUUGCUUCCAAUGAUAAUCAUUGCAGUGUUAGUUAAGUGUUCGUAGAAAGUGUUUCUGAAGAGGACCAAGUUUGACUUAAGUUCAGGUGCACUGUUCGAGCAAGUGCUUUACUCACCUUACGAGCCUCAUGGACCAAACGUUUUGACUUGACAUACAUACAAACUUAUAAUAUCUUUUACAUAUUGAGUGAUGGGAGGGGACUGUAGAAAUAUGGUAGCUUUAUUUCAAAGUUGGGUAGAUGUGGGAGAGGUUACUUAAGUAAACGCUAGUCUUUCUGAAGGGUUGUGAUCUCGGGCAAAAUCAUCGUGACAAUUUUCGUAAUGUUGUUGCUUCUUUCUCUCAUAACAGCACGUCUAACCUGACCGUCGUAACCUUCAACACGACCAUGAACUGGACACUGUCAAUCUACAACUGGACUCUUACUGUAGUCAACACAACAGCCAGCUUUGUCAACGGCUCGUUGGUAAAUGAGACGAUCUGUCACUAUGCUCAUCUUCCCGAGUUCAUCUAUUUCAAUAUGAUGAAUUUCUCGUGUAACAUCACUGAUCAUAUCUUGAACUACACCAUGUGCUGGGUCAACCAGACAAUCCGCGAGUAUGUCAAUAGGACCAUUUCUCCGGUGCUUAGCACACUGAGGACCUUGAAAGCGAUUAGUGAACUGAAGCGGGAAGAUAUGGUGGAGUUGCUUCAGCCACAAAGUAGGUCACAGAGCAAUAUUAAGUCCGAAUAACCGCAAAUGUAACGACGGCGCUUGCAAUCUCACUCCUUUCUUCUGGGAAUAGUGUGACAACCGAGAUACAAAUUGCCGCCCAGAACUCCAACAUCUACAUUCCCGGUCAGAAUUUUUGAAACGCUUGCGAGGUUUUCCUCCCCUUCCCUUUCAAUGUUGAUUUGGAAGACGUUUACGCCCAAGCAAACGUGUGAAACCAACACUAAGGAAGGGGAAGGGAAGAAACGACUAAGCAUAUGUUGUGUUUUCCGGAACUGCUUCAACAAAUUAUGACCGGGAUUGUAUGUCACUCUUCUUGUUUGUUGUAUGUUUAAGUAGGUUAAAAUUAGAAAAUAAUAUACUUUAUAGUGUUUCCUUAAAAAACGCUAGGUAACGAAAAACACUUACCUCAAUACUAUCAACCAAUGCAAACGUAAAUACACCCUUACAAACAAUUUUUAGUAUCAAGGCGAGCCUUUUUGACUACAAAAAAGAUAAGGGAUCUCAAAUGGCUGUGCAUAGCUAAUAAUGCAAUUACAUGUAGCUAGCUACUCACUGACUCUUGUCCGGACGCCUAUGUCAAAGUUUAAGUUUCAUCAAAACUUAGCCACAAGGUUUUGUCUAAGCUGAAUUACAAUGCUGUAGUCUUGAAGAAAUCAGUCAUCCGCCACCUCUUCCUAAUAUUUGUUUUCUUCCAGAUGUGACCGGUAUGACAUUUGGUCGCCACCACGUUUACACUUUUGACAAACGGUACUUCCGCUUCCCUGGCAUCAGGACAUCCCAAUGCCAGUUCUUGGUGGCACGUGACUUCAAGGACGGAAACUUCACUAUCUUAGCAUCCUCGCAUUCGAUCACCGUCAUCACUCGUGAUGCUGUUGUACGAAUUUACCGAGACGGCCUGGUUAAGUCUCAAGGAAUUGUGGAAGAGAAGGACAGGAGAAUGCUACAUGCAAUGGUGUAUGACGAGCUGCCCAUCCAGUUCGAGAAUACUAGCAUCGUCAGAGAUGGGCCAUAUAUCAACCUGACCAACGACCUCGGCUUCUCUCUUGAAUGUGAUAUGGAGCACUUCCUUUGCAGUUAUAAUGUCUCUGGUUUCUAUCACAACAGGACUGCUGGUAAGGUCUUCGCAAAAUCUAGAUCGAUGUGCCUAUCAGUUAUCAGAGAAAGUUAUUCAGUGUGUAUUAACUCAGUGUGAGGACAAGAUGGCUGGAUGUCGCACUAUUUCCAUUUUGCGCAAAAACAGAACAGGGGCGAUAUUUAGCCAUCGUGACCUUUCAAGGGUUGUCAAUCAGAGAACAAUUAUAUGGCCACAAGAAAUUUUUUCGUGUUGGAACAAAGCAACAAUUUCUGAGGGGGCCAAGACAGGCUCAUGCUGCCCAUUCCACCGGCCAGUCAGGUCAGUCAGAACACAAAAUUCGCUUUAUCUUGACUCCUCGCGAAGCAAGGCGUAUAAAAAUGUACAUAGUAAAAAUCUGUAAAAGUCACUUACAUUAGCAGUAUUUGUCACCCAGAAACUCUGGCAGUCAUAAUGCCAAGACAAAAAUGUGCAGCGUGUAGCUAAGAAUCAGCGUGUUCUCUUUAGGCAUUCUGGGAACCAACAAUGGUGAACCAAGCGAUGACUGGCUUUCACCCAGUGGAAAGAACCGAACUAGCGUUGCAGAUUUUUUCAACUCGUGGCAUGUCGCAGGAGGCGAGGAAUGCAAAGUGGAGAACAGUGUAGAAGCACAAAUGCGGCCUUGCGAGAGGAAGACAAAUCGCUGCAGUGAGCUUUUCAAGAAUGAAAGUUCGCCUCUGAGCGAGUGUUUCUCCAAGGUAUACUGUUUUCCUUUCCUUCUUUUUUUCUUAUUCUUUUCUUUGCCCCCUUUUCGUUAACAUACAGUUAUUUUGUAAAAUUCCGAAUCCGGAAGGCAUGCACUGCUGCACUGGCUUUUUUUCGUGCGGUUCUCCUCAAUACAACAAAAUAUUUUAACUGGACUAAGAGGGUUACCUCCCAAUGCCACCUUAACGUUCCUAGUCUCACCUUGUCUCCUCUCCAUUGCUUAGGUGAACCCACUUGACUUCAACGACGCAUGCGUUGCAGAUUACACUGACUGCGGUGUUAAAGACCCAGAGAAGACUAUCCACUGCAACGUAACUGCAGCAUACAUCCGGGAAUGCAAGCGUCAUGGAAUCGAGAUUACCAUGCCUGAUGAGUGUUGUGAGUUCCAUUAGGUUUUUCUUUUUACAUGAAGGUUGCAUUUUUUGGCUUCACAUUCACGAGACAAUCAAACCUUCAUUAUUCCUACAGGGCGGAAAAUUAGAACCAUGUCUAAGAUAUAUGAAAGUCAAGUAAAUAUCAUUAUCAAAUAUCAUUUAAGUCGUCACUUCGAGUUAAAUGUAUACUUUCAAUGUGUUAAAUUUGAACUUUCAACCAGUGGAACCUCCCUUUGUGAGCAUAUACGAAAUCUAUUGUAGUACUAUUUAGGACUACAAUCCUGUUCAUGUAAUCCGAUUACCCUUCUACAAACGCUUAGGGGCCGACCAUUUAACUCUUGACGGGGGGGGUGGGUGAUUUUUGGUCGGCAAGAAUUUUUUUUUCUAGCAAUCUGGUGGGCAGGAUAUUUUUUUCUCUUCUAAAUGCUCUGCAGGAUAUUUUUUUUCCCUCCUCAUUUCUCUGCAGGAUUUUUUUUUCCUCAAAAAAGGGUCAUGUGUUUACAUAUACAAAAUGUAUUUACACUUACAUUAUGGUCAUUGCAGUAAUAGUUCUAAUAUGGAGCUGCAAAGCCUUAAAAUGUUGUACGCUAUACAAAAUCAUUAUUGUAUAGCUAUCUUUUCAGAAAGUCAUUCUUUACACUCAUUUUAUUACGUCAAAAUAAAGUGAUGCACCACAGGCCAGGCAGAUGUGAAAGUGUUUAGUUUCUUAAUUAAAAUAAAAUAGCCAAAAAUAGCAAAAAGCAGUUUAGAAAUGCUCAUAGCAUGGUAAUUGCUGCUAGAAUCAUUAGUUGCAAUUUAAAAGUAGACUGAAAUAUUCAAAACCAAUGUGAAAGCAAAAUUGAAGUUAGUUGAUCUUGGUCUAAUUGAAAAAUAGCUCUAAUAAUUUUUGCUCAGUCUUUUUUCAGUCCACUUCUAUACAGUUGCAGCAUUCAGCCAUGUUCAUUGCUGCUGUUAAUUUUUAUCUUGCAGCGCAAUUUUUAUUCAUGAAAUAUACAGCUACUUUUUAUGCACCUAUCAAUGUCUUGCCCAAACAGAGGGAGUGCGGAAAUAGGUGGGGCAUUUGACCUGUGAACUUUGUCCAAGGGAGGGGAUGUUUUGAAUAAGAAUUAAGGUUUGAAAUGGCAGAGGGUGUGGAAUUUGAAAUUUAUUGACCAAAAAUAUUUGAAAUCAAUUGUCAAUAGCCCCUGGGUAUACCUGCACUCCCCCAAUUGGGGCUAGACAUCGAUAAGUGCAUUACUAAAACUUAAAAAAAUAUAUUAUAUUUAUUUAAAUAGAAAAUAAUUACAUAAAAAUGUUUCUGUUAAAAAUGAAAAAAAAAACUUCCUUUGUCUAUAAAAACUUGAUUCUUUAAAAAAAAAAAAAUUACCUCCAUUUAUAAUACUGCUUGUGAUAAGCUAAUAAUGCAUUGCACAUAUGACGCAAUAAUUUUGCAGCAUCAUCAAAUCCAGAGUUCAAAGUGAGCAAGGGAAAAAAAUGGUUGCAGUUUUGCUGCGAUUUUUUAAAGACCCCCGGAAUGAUGAAAUAGCUUUGCAACAUUUUUUUUUCUUUCUUACAGCAGCGCAAGAAUUUUUUUUCUAUUACAUUUGUGCUGCAUGCAAUUUUUUUCUUCCGACAAGCGCUUGCAGGAAAUUUAUUUUCAAAAUCACCCCCCCCCUCAAGAGUUAAAUGGUCGGCCCCUUAUAAGAUUAUUUUAGCUAAGACCGACGGCCACUUUCUAAGAAUCAGUUUACAAAUAGCGCGUCAAUAUCAUUAUGCCUUAAAUAAUGUUUUUCUUUCGGAAAUUUACGAAGUUUCCAAGAGUUCAAUACUAAUACCGUUUUAAAGCAAUAAACAAUUCAGGUAACUUGUGCGAUCGGUAAGAAGCAUUUCGUAUUAAAUAUGUUUUAUUGUUUGUUUGUUUGAAAAAGUUGUUAAGUUGUACUAAACCCAUUAUCUUAGUAGAAAAUCCAAUUAUUGGAUUUCUCCUUUUUGUAAUCCACAGCAUCAUGUGAUGUCAAUGGACGAGUAUUCAAGAAGAACUCUACCUGGAAGCUAGAGCCAUCUAGUGAUGUAGAUGUCGUUUUAGUUAGCAGCGAAGGUCCCGGCAUGAAGCACGUGGUCCAUCGCCUGCCAAUUUUGGUCGAUCAUCUCGACAAUUUCUUGAAGAAUCACAAGUUAAGCCCGCGGUUUGGCCUGGUCGGAUUUAGCGGUAAAGCCCCUGUGCAUAGGCCCGGUCAUGUCCACACUGUGAAAGGAAAAUUCUUCUCUGACGCCAAGGACUUCAAGGAUAGUGUCAUCAUGAACAUGCAGUUUGCUAAGAGGUGCGAAUGUUUUGCUGAGCUUAUACAUAGAUCCAUCAUACUUCAGGCUACGUUGAGUCUUUUUCUAGCGUGAAGAGGCCUUUUACCUUCCUUUGAGGAAAAUGAGCUCUUAGGGAUUGAAUUUGCUGCCGGAAAUAUCGAUAGAAUGGUCAAUACCUUCCGAGUAAGCGACCAUCACAGCUACCGAGAUGUUUAUUUCGGGUUUCUGAGGCCUAGAAUAGAACAACCAAUCAAAAGGUGACUAUGAAAUUUCCCGCGUUAAGAAACACCGCACGCGGCAAGUACCGCGUAUUCAAACUUGACUUUGAUAGCCCUUACCAUGAGGCGUGGUGUCAAAGGACAUCACUUCCUACAACAACAUAGGGAACCAACCCUUAUGAUAAUUAGUCAUUCAAAUAAAUCUUCUGUGAAGCAAAGACUUACCGUUAUUGCCAGUUUUAUAUGAUUUAAUAAUAGGAUAUUUAGUUAACAGGCCUGUUGUAAUUGUUAUUAGCGACAAAGAAUUCCCAGACAGUGAUGGUUUCUUGGGCUUGAUGAAAGCAUCUGAGUAUCCAUUCAGACCCGGCGCCACCAAGCUUAUUAUCAUGGUUACGAACAGCCCCCGUGUUAACCACAGCACCCUUACCAACUUUACAGUAUCCGAGGCUCUGAAGAGCAUUAGCGCCAAACUUGUUGUCAUUGGUGAUUUCGGGUGAGUAGCAUCUAACAUUUGAAUAAAGGUAUUUUUUCAUCUUGUUUUUCAAAGUAUCCCAACAGAUGACUCCGUAAUUUCACAAAUUAAGCUUUUGUGACUUCAUUACUUCUUUUCUGUAUGGCCAGGCUGUUCGGUCCCACCGUAACAUUUAAUAUUUAAAAACCAUUUUACUCCUAACAGUAGCCAAUGAAAAAUUCAAGAAUGCUCCUAAUAUCUUUUAAAGUUUGCCAAAGAAGUUUCAUUUGAAUGGUAACACCAAAGGAUUUUGUCCACAGAUUUAAAACUUAGAGCGACUAAUCAUCCCGUCCUAACUUAUUCUGGGAUAGUGAUGGUUAAGCCUUUAAUUCCCUAGAGUGACCAACGUCAAUCACAAUACAUCAUCAAGCCAAUGGAGAAAGAAGUGUGACGUCACCGAUAUGAGAAUUUGGGAAUUAUGGGAUUUGUGGGGGUUCCAUGAUGUUGCGGACGGGUGCAGUCACCAAAUGACGUAAUACAAAUAUCCAAAACUACAAAACAAUAGCUAACCAGGCAAAGAAUGCCUCAUUAUCAAUUUGUCAUUGUAGAGUUGAGAUAAUAGCAGUGAUAGGGGUACUCUGAUGACUCUAAACAAAUCCAUUUGUAAGGAGUCAUCUCAGCGUCAAGGUGUUAGCAACCCGCCCUCUUGCAGAAAAAAAUGGCCAUUCCGCUAGUCCCAUCGCACCAAAACACCCGGAUACACCCGGUUCCUACUUAUGAGAAGACUCCUGGGUUCAAACCUUUCACAGCACGAAUACAGUCAUAAUUAAAAUGUGGUUUGUUGAUUAUGAUGUACCCGUGAAAGGGUUGCGGGAGAGGAGAGAUGCAAGUAGAUAAAGUAAGAUUGGUAAUUCUUAUGGGGUUCUUAUCUUUAAUAGAGAGCUUUACAUUCUAAGGCGAGAACGACUGCGAGAACGAUAUUUUCCCAAUACCAAGUCAAGUACACGCGCGCGAACCAACACCAUUUUGGCGGUAAAAUGUGGCCGUCGUCAUUCUACUACGAGUUUUAUUGUCGUGGUGGACGUCGUGGUGGCGAAAACAGACAAAACAAGUUGUCAAAUGGCAGAAAUUUUAUCAUUUAGCGAUCGGAAGAGGGCUUAACCUCCUUCAACGGAAAUAAGCGUGCUAACUUUGGCGGUGAAAAAAUGUGCAAUGAAGCUUUCCGGGGUGUCUGUUCUAGAGAACAGGCGGGAAAACUUAGAAUUAAAUGUCGUCCUCGUAGUCGUCCGUGUUCUCGAAUUUAAAACUCUCUUAUGUUGCCAGUGUUAACCCUUUAGGUCCCAGGAGUGUCCAACAUCAAUUUUCUCCUAACAACAUCAGCAGAUCAACAAGAGUAAAGGUUAUGAGAAUUACUAAAUUGAUGACCAAAGGGAGAAAACUUUGAUCUUAAACCAAAUUCUCUCAACUAUUUUUAAAAGAAAUGUAUGGAGAUCGGUCUGGAGAAUUUGUAUUUCGAUCUUGGGGCUUAAAGGGUUAAAUUCGUCUUUCACCAUUGGAAGAAAUUGUAGCUAUUGAUAACUUUUUAAGUCUUAGUGAUUGUGUUUUUGUGUUUGUGGGUAUGUUUUGUGUUUGAGUUGUUUUGUUUGUUUGAAAAAAAAGGGCUAAAAGUGAACUUAUGACUUGAGCGAAACUAUGUGAACUUGAUAUGAAUAUCAUGGCAGAUGGUACUGCUGAGGACCUGUGACGACAUUCAUAGUGGUUGCCAACGUUGCCGUCAUCAUGGAUUUCAUUGAAAACUUAGAUUUUAUGCAAAUUAAAACAUUGCUUUGAAGAGCAAACCGCUAGGAAUUCAAGCCAAAACGCAGUGGGGGUUGGGGAGCGUUGGUUUCACUCACACCUUUUCCUCUGUAUAAUAGCGGGAACGUGAAUUUCUGCGUCGAGGAUGGACACGAUUAUCAGCCGCUGUUCGGAUAGUGCGCCAAGGCCAGACUCAAUAAAACGGCCAAAGCCGAGCCCUGUAGAAGGUUAACAAGUUAUUUCCGACUUUCUGGAUGAUUUGUGAUUACUCAAUCAUUUUUUUCUUCUUCUACUUAUCUUCCAGCUACAAAAAAGCAGUUGCAGUGGACGCCUUGAACAUGCUGUACCUCAAGAAAGGCGAGUACAAGGCCACCAAAUGGUCAGAUAAGCUGCCUAAGAACGACGAGUAUGUGGAAGUCGUCAAACAGACGCAGGGCGUAACCGUGAAUUUGAAAUGGCUUGAGAAGCUUCCAAGCCGACUAGAGCAGCACAGAACGGAAGCCAGGAAGGAGGAAGCAGUGUUUAAGAGCAUUCGAAAUCAGAUCGACAAGGAUAUAACUCACUGCAAAGAGUGCGGUUGUAUUGCUGAUGAGGUCGGCAAAGGAAGGACAAUCUGCAAGACGGUGCUGUCUUGCCAGUUUUAGAAGCAAGUAAGAGAGUUUUUUUUUUAAUCGUAACCUUUGUAGUUGUUAGUUUCGUUGGUUGGGUCGUGUAAAAAAAAAAUCGUGUCUAUUCCGGUAUACACCUUUUGGUCUUUGACAACAGACAUUUGAGAAUCUCUCCGAAUGCUUGCUCCUUCCCUCCUUUUUCAACGGAUCGAUAUCCUUUAACGAUAUCCUGUAAUUGUCUCGCACACAAGACUAGCCCAUGUGAAAAUUCAGCAAAAAAUUUAAUUGCGUAAAGUAGUGGAAACCAAAAUGCAAUUGGAAGCUCUGCCAAAUAACUUACAGUUCUAACGGCCACAUCGCCUUUGCGAGGGUCGCCUUUUUUACGUUUGUAGCAUUUAAAAGAGUAGUCUAAAUAUUCCUUUCUAAACAUUCGUUUGUUUUUAUUUGUUUUAGGUAUACGUUGUUCACUCGGUUCCAACCUGACUUCUGCCUACGUAUAACCAAUGCUGAUUAAUAGUCAAUAGAAGGUGUAUCUUUAGUUAGAGCGGGACAGAAUACCCGGCCAUAUUUCCUUCAAAAAAUUUUUAUGCUUUGUUACUGUUGUUGUUGUUGUUGCUGUCGCUUUUAGAUUUGUCUGUUUCUUUCCGCUGCAUUGCAGCAUCUGCUACUAUAAACGUGUUGGCGUUGAGGCUUUCCUUGCUUACCAUCAUCUGCUUCAAAUAGUUACGUUAAAGCAAAAAGUUAGGUUUCUGCCACGUUUUCUUCUUGUUUUCUUCUUGUUUGCGCUAUUUAAGGAAAACAAUUUACGGAAUUUUGCUUGCGCCAUUGCUCGUUAAACUAUUCACAUUAUUGAAGUAUUAUUUUGAAGCUAAAAGAAUCUACUGGUGUCUUCCUGGGAACCUGGAUUAAGACAUGCUUUAAUUGCGGAUGUGAGUUACUAGAGUUGUUUUAAACUCUGCCAGGAAAAGAGGAAGUUCCGACUGGACACUUUGCCGCGCUGAUAUAAGUAUAAAGAGGGAUCGAGCUGCUCAAUGUGAUCUUAGAUGGGGUAAUUCAUUUUGUUAGAGGUAUAACAUUAAACUUACUUGAGGCAUUUACCUUUGGUUGUAACUGUUUUGGUUUGAAAUUCAGUCUGAGUGGUGGCUGGUUUGAGUUUUACCACCUGAUGUCCCGUUUCAGUUCUUUUCAGUGCUUUUCCUUAACUGAUAUGUGUACAAGUUUGUACCAAUCACAAACUGGAGCGGGCGGUUGAACGAGGAAUAGAUAGCCGUUAAUGUCAAUGUUUUUGACAAGCAUCUUCUCCUUCGUGGGGAAUUCGCAGUAAACGUUUUCCUUAAUGCGAUUUCAAUAAAGGAAGAGUGUACAUCUCUGGCCAUGAGGACCAUCUAUAGCGCACUACACCGAUACCCAAACAUUGAACUCAAACCUUUUGCCUCAAUUCGGUUACAGUACAGAAAUCGUGUACAUCUCUAUAGCUCAUCGCACCAAUACCCUCCCUCUCCCCUUUUCAAAGAACUAAAAGUACGUACCCAGAGGAAACCUCAAAAGUGUGUGUAAAUCGUACCUUAAGCGAGGCCAAGGACGUGUUUGUCCACGUUAGUAAAUACAGUAAACUCUCUCUUAACGGACACCUCUGUAAGAUGGACACCAGGUGUUGGUCCCUGCCGUUUUUCAAAUUUCUCAGAACAGAAAUAUAGGUGCUCUACAUGGCAGCAAAUUGUAAAAUUUUUAUACUACGUAGUCUUGCUUCAGUUCGCAGAGUUUAUAUUGUUACGCUUUUAGACCACG
Porites lobata is the source of this 30713-nucleotide messenger RNA. The record is from the annotation of a GenBank genome assembly. NCBI's taxonomy places the organism in Eukaryota, Metazoa, Cnidaria, Anthozoa, Scleractinia, Poritidae.